AUGGCAGUGGGGCAGAUUUGCUCCUCGGCGUCAAUGACGCUCAACCUGGAGCAGUGCGUCAAACUCGUCUCCAAGGCGGCGGCUGCAGGUGCAAAGGUUCUCUUUCUCCCCGAGGCAUCGGAUUACAUUGGUACUUCAGCGGCCGAGUCCCUCUCGCUCGCUAGACCGGUAGCAACCUCACCGUUUGUGACGGGUCUGCAGUCCGCCGCGGCCCAACACUCCAUCGCCAUCCACGUCGGCAUCCACGUGCCCGUGGCGGUCAAGGCGCUGGGGUCGUCUGCCGUCAACCCGGUGCUCACAUCGGCACCUCAAGAAAGCUCCUCGUCAGAGGAAACAGCAACUACAAAACUCUAUAACCGCACCAUUUGGAUUGGCGAAGACGGACAAAUUAAUGAAAAGGCCAACUAUGACAAACUCCACCUCUUUGACUAUGCCUCGCUGCGCGAGUCCAACUCGACACAAGCCGGGUCGUCAUUCACCCCGCCGUUCCCGUCGGCUCUAGGCCGCGUCGGAUCCCUCAUUUGCUUCGACAUGCGAUUUCCAGAGGCGGCCCUCCGCCUCGCCAAGCCGGGUCCCCGGUCCGGGUUCGCACAUGCCCCGGCGCAGAUCCUGACGUACCCAUCGGCCUUUACGGUGCCCACGGGACGAGCGCACUGGGAGGUGCUCCUCCGCGCCCGCGCCAUCGAGACCCAGAGCUGGGUGGUGGCGGCGGCGCAGGUCGGGCGGCACCACGGCCCCGGCGGCAAGCGCGUCAGCUACGGGCGCAGCCUGGUCGUGGAUCCCUGGGGCAAGGUCGCCGUCGAGCUCGGGGGCGUCGUGGGCGAGGCUGAGCAAGACUGGGAGGCCGAGGACGGCGCCGUCGGUCAGCUGGGCUUGGUGGAUAUUGAUCUGGAACAGCUGGCUUCGGUGCGGGAAAAGAUGCCGCUUAUACGACGGACGUGA
Pestalotiopsis fici W106-1 is the source of this 942-nucleotide messenger RNA. RefSeq lists its product as uncharacterized. NCBI's taxonomy places the organism in Eukaryota, Fungi, Ascomycota, Sordariomycetes, Amphisphaeriales, Sporocadaceae. The record is from RefSeq and is a predicted model, not a curated record. Gene Ontology annotation, molecular function: hydrolase activity, acting on carbon-nitrogen (but not peptide) bonds, in linear amides. The transcript is spliced from 3 exons. Bases 1 to 942 code for a protein of 313 amino acids.